Molecule: messenger RNA, 527 nt
Organism: Lathyrus oleraceus (garden pea)
Lineage: Eukaryota; Viridiplantae; Streptophyta; Magnoliopsida; Fabales; Fabaceae
Exons: 2
Coding region: 57-389 (110 amino acids)
Source: RefSeq, a predicted model, not a curated record
UUGAAAUAUUGAAGCGAUAUUUGAAGAUUCUUUUAUGGUUCGCGAAAUAGUAGAGAAUGGAUAAUAUUACGGCAAGCGAAGUAGCUGGUUUGGCAGUGGGUGUUCUGCUUCUUUCUGCUACCAUUGCUGCUCCCAAAAUCGAUGUUUUCUUCUCUUCUUCUCAACGCAGCUCAUUGGGGUUGUGCAAGCGGUGUGGCAAUGUAGGAAGAACGGCUUGCGCUAAAUGCAAAGGAACCGGGUCGAUCAAAGAAGGAGGGUUACUUAGUUUUAACCUUAUAGAUGAUUUGUUCGAAACAAUCGGUAAUCGCGAAUCACAGGUGAAGAAGAUAGCUUGUGUAAAUUGUCAAGCCAGAGGUUACUUUCCAUGUCCUGAUUGUUCUAAACUAUAAUCAGUGUGGUUUUGUCUUGUUUGCCAAUAAGUGUUUUCUUGGCUACAAUAUUGAAUCUCAAAAUGUAAGUGUAACAUUGUGAUUUUGAUCCUUCAGACAUUGUGGUAUAUGCAACAAUAGUUUAUCUUUUGCUACUCA